Molecule: messenger RNA, 2175 nt
Organism: Naegleria fowleri
Lineage: Eukaryota; Heterolobosea; Eutetramitea; Acrasida; Naegleriidae
Exons: 1
Coding region: 1-2175 (724 amino acids)
Biological process (GO): fatty acid beta-oxidation; peroxisome organization; very long-chain fatty acid catabolic process
Cellular component (GO): peroxisomal membrane
Molecular function (GO): ATP binding; ABC-type transporter activity; long-chain fatty acid transmembrane transporter activity
Source: RefSeq, a predicted model, not a curated record
AUGCCCGCAACACAUUCCAAAGUAGUUCUUCCAACAACGAGUGAUUAUUGGCCGGAACAGGUCAUUCUUGACAUGAUUCAUGCCUUUGAAGGAAUGACAUUCAAGAAAGUUUUCUCAAGCAAAUAUACUUAUAUUGCAAUUGCUAUUGCCAUUGCAGUCAGAUUUGGAGCAACCUAUUUGAUGAGGAAACGAAGAAGAAAUCAACCAAAUUCAUCAAAUCAAAGACAAGUAGAAAGAAAGAAGAGCUCAAAUGACGGACUUUCAACCAUUAGGAAGUUUUGGGAACUUGUAAAGAUUGGACUUUUUAAUCCAAAUCAAGCUGGUGAAGCAAGUGCUUUGAAAUAUAACACAGAUCCUGCAUAUGGUAGAGAAAUUUGGAUCAUGAUUGCUCUUGCAGGACUUGUAAUUUUCCAAACAUUUAUUGUAAAUCAGAACAACAGCAUUAACGGUGACUUGAUGGCAUCAAUGGUAGCUCGAGAUGCAUCCUCAUGCAUUUACAAAAUGUUCCAAAUUACAGGUAUUUUAGUGCUGCAAUCACUAAUCAACCCAUCCAUUUCAUCUCUCAUUGAAACUUUGGCAUUGAGAAUGAGAAAGAAUUUGACCAUGGAUAUUCAUGAUCGUUAUUACACAGAUAUGGUUUAUUACAAGAUUUUGAACUUGGACAAGAGAGUAGGUGCUCCUGACCAACGAAUUACUCAAGAUGUCGAAGUGUUCUGCAAGCAAUUCUCUGAACUCUUCAUGGACUUGUUGAAUCCAAUUGUGGAAGUACUCUUGUAUACAUAUGAAUUGUCUCGUUUGAUUGGUUCUGGAGGACCAAUCAGUAUCAUCUCGUAUGUGGUGAUUGCAUUCGGUGUGUUAGGAAUGGUCACACCCAACUUUACCAAAAUGUCAGCUGAAGUUCAAAACAAGGAAGGUAAAUUCAGAUCUAUCCACAACAGAUGUAAGAACAAUGCCGAAUUAAUUGCAUUCUAUGCUGGUGAAGAGACAGAACGAUUGAAGGUUGAGAAACAGUUCGAGGAGUUAACAUCGUAUAGUGACUAUGUCAUUAACAAGAACUUUUUGUUUGGUGUUGUCAAUGACUACUUUACCAAGUAUUCACCACACACUGUCACUUCACUCAUUGCUGGAAUUCCAGUCUUCUUUGGUAGAUUACGACCAUUGCCAAAAGAUAAGCUUAUGGGUCAAUUGAGAUAUUUGAUUGCUGUUGUUGCCUUUGAAUUCUUUGCUUUGGGAAAGAUUAUCGAACUUUUCAGAAAGUUGUUGAAACUCUCGGGUAUGACUCAACGUGUCCAUUUACUCUAUCAAGUCAUGGAUGAACUCAAACAUGGUAACUCUGAAAAUAUUAACUUCAAAUUACGAUCUGCCAAACAAGGUGGAACUGGUGGAGAAAUUCUCGAAAGUGACGAAAUCAAAUUUGACAAUGUCAUUAUCAAGACACCCGACAAUAUUACUCUUGCUCGUAAUUUAUCAUUCAACGUUGGUAAGAAUCAACACAUUGUCAUUACAGGACCAAACGGUGCAGGAAAGUCAAGUCUGUUCCGAAUUUUGGGUGCUCUGUGGCCACUUCACAGUGGAACUGUUUGCAAACCACAAGCACAAGGUUCCAAUGCUCAAGGUUUGCAUAAGGAAAUCUUUUAUUUACCUCAAAAGCCAUACAACGUGAUUGGUUCUCUUCGUAGUCAAAUCAUUUAUCCUGAUACUCAAUUGAAGGAGGGUUGGAGUGACGAGAGAUUGAAGGCUCUUUUGGAUGACUUUGGAAUUGGUUAUUUGGCAGGACGUCACGCCGAUGGAUUCGAUGGAAAGCAAGAUUGGGACACUCUUUCAAGAGGAGAACAACAAAAGCUUGCCAUGGUUCGUCUCUUCUAUCACAAACCAAAAUAUGCCAUUUUGGAUGAAUGUACAUCUUGUAUUUCAGCUGAUAACGAAAGAGAACUCUACGGAAGAUGUAGCAAGAAUGGAAUUACUUGUAUUACUAUUUCUCACAGACCAGCUCUUGAAAAGUAUCACACUCAAAGACUUGUCUUUAACGGUAUGGGAGGUUGGAAAUGGGAAGCUAUCAAGUCUUGGACCGAGGAGUCCUCUGAAUAUGAGUUGAAAGGUCAAGAUAACUCAAUCAGAGAUGAUAAGGAAGAGGAAGAAGGAGAAGUUGAAGCCACCAACACUGAAACCAAAUAA